Molecule: messenger RNA, 6245 nt
Organism: Motacilla alba alba
Lineage: Eukaryota; Metazoa; Chordata; Aves; Passeriformes; Motacillidae
Gene: RNF111
Product: ring finger protein 111
Exons: 14
Coding region: 438-3419 (993 amino acids)
Biological process (GO): positive regulation of DNA-templated transcription; positive regulation of transforming growth factor beta receptor signaling pathway; ubiquitin-dependent protein catabolic process
Cellular component (GO): nucleus; cytoplasm
Molecular function (GO): SUMO polymer binding; SMAD binding; ubiquitin protein ligase activity
Source: RefSeq, a predicted model, not a curated record
GCGCUUUGCGGGCGGCUGUAAAGCAGCGCCGAGUGUCGCGCCGCGCUGGGCAGGGAGCGGCGGGGGCUGCGCCACAACAGAGCGGGGCCCGCCCGGCGCAGCGGCCGCACCGGGACCGGACCGGGGGCAGCGGCCGCGCCGGCACAGCCAGGACGCUGCGGCCUCUCGAGCCGCGCCGGGCGGCGCCGCGGAGUCACUGCGGCGCCCACCGGGGCCGCUUCUACCCCUCGGCCCUGCGCAGGGCGCCGGCGGUACCCGCCCCUUCCCCCGCGGCCUCGCUGUCUCAGGUACGGGGGGCGGCGGGGACCCCGCGGGUGGGGCCGGGGCCGCGCGGGCGCUCCCCGCUUCCCCCGCCCUGCGCCCUGACGGCAGCGCCGGCCGGCGGGGCUGUGCGGCGGGGGGGAACUUCGCGCAGAAGGCCUUUCUUAAAUCUUUCCAUGUCUAAAUGGACUCCUGAAUGUAAUAUAGUUUAUACUCUAGAAGCGGAUAUGAAGAGUGAAGUUCCUUCUGAUGCACCAAAGAGACAGGAGAGUCUGAAGGGGAUCCUCUUGAACCCUGAGCCUAUUGGGGAGGCCAAAAGCUUCACUGCAGAAGUUGAGAUGAUUGCCAGUAAAGUAGGGAAUGAGUUCUCUCACUUGUGUGGUGAUUCUCAAAAGCAAAAGGACAUGAAUGGCAACCAUACAGACCAAGAAAAAGGUAUUGUGGUGCGGAAAAAACGAAAGAGCCAGCAGGCUGGUCCUUCAUACACUCAAAACUGUCCUGAUAAAGAAAAUAAAGGAAUCUUAGGAUUGAGACAGCAUCUAGAAACACAGAGUGAAGACAAUGAUUCUUCUUUUAGUGACUGUAUCUCAUCGCCUUCAUCUAGCUUGCAUUUUGGAGACUCUGACACAGUAACAUCUGAUGAAGAAAAAGAUGCUCCUGUGAGACACCCUCAGGCAGUGUUGAAUACUCCAAGCAGAACUCACAGUGCAAGGUCACAAAAGUGGCCUCGGACUGAGGCAGACUCUGUACCUGGGUUAUUGAUGAAAAGGCCCUGUUUUCACAACAGUUCUUUAAGAAGACUUCCAUAUAGGAAGAGAGCUGUGAAAACAAGUUCAUCACAGCGGACACAGAACCAAAAAGAACGAAUUUUAAUGCAGAGGAAAAAGCGGGAGGUGUUAGCUCGAAGAAAGUAUGCUUUACUCCCCAGUUCCAGCAGCUCCAGUGAGAAUGAUCUCAGUACUGAAUCUUCUUCCAGUUCAUCUACUGAAGGGGAGGAAGACUUGUUUGUGUCACCUGGUGAAAACCACCAGAAUAGCACAGCUGUUCCUUCAGGAAGCAUUGAUGAAGAUGUUGUGGUGAUUGAAGCAUCCUCCACUCCCCAAGUCACUGCUAACGAAGAAAUAAAUGUUACCUCAACAGACAGUGAAGUAGAGAUAGUCACAGUUGGUGAGAACUACAGGUCUCGUUCUGCGCUCGGACACGCGCGGUCGCACUGGGGGCCGAGCUCCAGCUCGCACGCUGCGCGGCCGCCGGAGCAGCGCUCCCGCAGCAGGGUCUCCACCGUCAUCCAGCCCCUGCGGCAGAACGCGGCCGAAGUCGUGGACCUCACCGUGGAUGAAGAUGAGCCGACAGUUGUGCCAACCACAUCAGCUCGUGUGGAGCCGCAGGCCGUGAGUUCUGCUUCCACUACCAGCUCCAGUACGUCUACCUCAGAGCAGGCCUCUGAUGCAGCUCCCAGCGUCUCCACCAGCCAGCCCCCUGCAGCCCCAGAGAGCACUCCCAGUCUCCCCAGUGGCAGCGCUGCUGGCACUUCAACUGGAGAUGAAAUAAGAAGAGCUGCAUCUAAUUCGACACUGGAAACUGGCCCUCCAGCCAUGCCAAGGCUGCCAUCGUGCUGCCCCCAGCAUUCUCCUUGUGGAGGACCUUCACAGACUCAUCAUGCAUUGGGACACCCACAUACAAGCUGCUUCCAGCAGCAUGGCCACCACUUCCAGCAUCACCACCAUCACCACCACAACCCUCACCCAGCUGUCCCGCUGUCUCCUUCGUUCAGUGACUCCAGCUGCCCUGUGGAAAGGCCUCCUCCUGUGCCUGCCCCGUGUGGAGCAAGCAGCAGUUCUGGCACCAGUUACCACGAGCAGCAGGCAUUGCCGGUAGACUUGAGCAGCAGUGGUAUCAGAAGCCACGGCAGCGGCGCUUUCCACGGAACGUCAGCUUUUGACCCGUGCUGUCCCGGCUCCUCGUCGCGCACGGCGCUCUACGGGCACCAGGCGGGCGCCGGGCCCAGCCAGGCGCUGGCCAUCGACGGGUACGGCUCGGGCAUCGUGGCACAGCCGCAGCCACAGCCGCCGCCCCAGGCCUCGCUCUCGUCCUGCCGCCACUACAUGCACUCUCCCUAUGCUUCCUUGACCAGACCUCUUCACCAUCAAGCUUCUGCAUGUCCUCACUCUCAUGGAAAUCCUCCUCCCCAGCCACAACCUCCACCUCAAGUGGAUUAUGUUAUCCCUCAUCCAGUGCAUCCUUUUCAUCCUUCAAUCUCCUCUCAUGCAUCUUCUCAUCCUGUUCCACCUCCACCACCAACUCAUCCCUUAGCCAAUGCAGCUGCUCCAAUACCACAGCAUCUCCCUGCGACGCACCAGCCGAUAUCCCAUCACAUCCCUGCAACAGCCCCUCCAGCACAGAGGCUACAUCCUCAUGAAGUGAUCCAGAGGAUGGAGGUCCAGAGAAGAAGGAUGAUGCAACACCCAACACGUGCUCAUGAGCGGCCUCCUCCACAUCCUCACAGAAUGCAUCCCAAUUAUGGUCACGGGCAUCACAUCCAUGUGCCUCAGACUAUGUCUUCCCAUCCUCGACAAGCUCCGGAGAGAUCUGCCUGGGAACUAGGAAUUGAAGCUGGUGUGACUGCAGCUACUUACCCUCCAGGGCCCUUGCAUCCUCACUUGGCCCACUACCAUGCACCUCCUCGACUGCAUCACUUGCAAAUAGGGGCUCUUCCUCUAAUGGUACCAGACAUGGCGGGCUACCCUCACAUCCGUUACAUUUCAUCGGGAUUGGAUGGAACAUCAUUCAGAGGCCCUUUCAGGGGCAAUUUUGAGGAGCUGAUUCACUUGGAAGAACGACUUGGCAAUGUUAAUCGUGGAGCAACACAGGGAACUAUAGAAAGAUGCACAUAUCCACAUAAAUACAAAAAGGUAACAACUGAUUGGUUCUCACAGAGGAAACUGCACUGCAAACAAGAUGGGGAGGAAGGAACAGAAGAAGACACAGAGGAAAAGUGCACCAUCUGUUUGUCUAUAUUGGAGGAAGGUGAAGAUGUCAGGCGCCUUCCAUGUAUGCACCUUUUCCACCAAGUAUGUGUAGAUCAGUGGUUGAUUACUAACAAGAAGUGCCCCAUUUGCAGAGUGGACAUUGAGGCUCAGCUGCCUAGUGAAAGUUGACACUGCUUUCCAGAACUCUUGUCCUCCCUCUCACUCCCUCUCAUCCUUCCUGGUACUGCAGUCAACCAAAGAUGGCAUGACUUACCUGCGCAGAUUUGGAAGCAUUGAACCCAGAGUGCUGGCUCUGCUAUAUGGUACAACUAAUGCUAGACCUACAGUUUAUGUAGAAGACAGUUGAGUUUCAGUGUAUUUAUAAAUUUGUUAUGUUUUACAUUUUUUUCUUUAAAUUCAUUACUGUAUUUUUGCAUGGUUCCUUGUAUUGCAUUUGUUUGCACAUAUUAUGGGCUUUGUGACCCCAAACUUGCAGGCGAGAUUAGCUGCUUUAGUAAGUAGAAUUGUGUGGUCUCUUUUUUGGUUUGUUUUAUGUAGUACCAAGUUUUGAAAGUAUGAUUUCACUCAUUACUAACCUUGAAUUCCUUAAUUUAAUCGAUCAUAUAUAUUUUAGUUUAAAUGUAUAAAGAUCAUCUAGAAAAGGAUAAUAUUAUGUAUUGAGACAUUCCUUAAUUAGGAAAAAAUGGCUGCUGUAUAUUUACAAGAUCAGUUAUGAGUCAAAUAACAUCCUUAAUACUGGGAACAGAAUAUGAAUCAUAUUCAGUUUGACUGAUACAUAUAGCAUACUCAUCACCAGAGUUCUUGUCUGAUCAGAUUUUUGUGUUUGUUUUAAAAGUUUCAGCACAAUGCAGAUAUAUUUGAAUGUCAAUAUUAAACAUUUAGACUGCUGUUCAGAUUGUAUUUAUCAUUUUCUUCUAUGUCUAGAAAUUUGAAUCCCUAACUUAAAUAUAUGCUGCUGUGAAACAGCUCUUAGUGAACACUAAAUGUUGAUUUCAGGUAGCUGGAUUGUAGAUACUUGCAGACUGAAAGAAUUAUUAGGGACAUGGAAAAAGAGCUUAGAAUCUGUUUGGUCUUCUGCUAACUUAAGUUGAAGUAUCUGCGCACAUUGAGGGUUGGUUUUUUUGGGAUUUUUUUUUUGCUAUGUUUUUUUGUUUAUCUGUUUGGGUUUUGUUGGUUUGUGUUUUUUUUUAAAUAUAAAACCAUUCAAUAAGGACUUAAAGCUGCAGGGUUUUUGUUUGGGUUUAUAUACGUGAAUUCAUAGAAUUUCUAAGGAUUCCAGGCUUGUCUUGGGAUUUUUAUUAGAUUUAAAGUUAAUAAAGUUAGCUAAAUCCACUUGUCUCUUGUUUUUAUUUUUCAUUAGUAAGUUGAAAGCCUGUAAAUUCCUGUAGAAACUGAGACACAAAUUAUGUGGUUCCCUAGUUUUUGCCUUGAUCAUAGAUUCCCUCUUUAUAAAUUACCAACAGUCCAUCACUGAUUGAAAUAUUUUCUAUAGUUAAGAUUUGCUGCAUAAUAUAGUAUAUAGAAUUAAGUUAUAAUGUACUAACAUUUUGCCUUUGAAGGAGGUUUUAGUCCAUAUCAGGAUUCCAGUUGCUCAUCAACAUUCUUUCACGUCUAAUAGAUUAUAGUUUAUUUAAAUGUGCUCAACAUUGCAAAAUGCAAAUGUGCAAAAACAUUGAGACAGUAUUACUGUCACUUUGGAAAAGAUGUUCCUAGGGGAUCAUAUAUGAACAUGCCAAUUAGCUUGCAUUAAGCCACCUGCUUUGUAAGUGGAUUGAAUAAUAAAUACCUUCAGUUUCUUGUCUUUGUCUUUCAUGAUCAGAUUACGUGUAAAAGGGUUUACAGUAAACCUUGAAGAUAAACUCUUAUGUUUACACUAAAAAAAUCCAUUUAUGAAUAUUACCUUAUGGAAUUUGAUGCCUGUUUCUGUAUGGUUGAAGCUGCUUCCCUUUUAUUUUAUUUUUUUUUACCUGUUAGUAGUAGCAUUUGCGAGUACAGUGUCUAUUGCUGGCAACAAACUUCACACCUCUGGCACUGAGGCUUUAAACAGAGAGAAAUUUUAUUCCAGCAUGUGUGAUAAAUGGACCUUUUCGAGCUUAAUUGCAUUGCUGAAACUGAACUUAAAACCACUUUGCGCUUGUGUGAUGGGGGAUACGGGAGUGAGGCGACAGAUUGGACUGCUUCAAAACCUGACUGGGGUUUAUGCUAAAGCUUCUUGAACAUUCUGGCUGUAGGAAACUGAAAGCGACUGCAAAGUUGAAGCUGCAUUAAUCUGUUCACUGCUAAGAAUGGACAAAAGUAACUGGAAGGACUGAACCGACACUUUGUUUUUUCCAGUGAGUGUUGAAAAGAAGUUAAUUGACCACUAAUGCUUGAAGACUGAUGAUAUUAAUUUCUAAAAGUUUCCAAGAAGGUACUUGAGAGAUAUGGGAAAAAACCCCAGGGCCUCUGAAGUAACUGAGACCCUGGGUAUGUGAUAGAAUCUAUUUUGGCUUCCUUACAGGACAGAGAAGCACAGGUUUGGGGGGAUUUUUUUUUUUUAAGGAAAUAUUUUAUGGGUCUAAUUUGAGUGCCUGUUACUAGAGGUAUUUUAGUGAUCCAUGAAUUGAUUUGUUAUAUAAUAGCUACUGAUACUGUCUUGCUUUUAAAUGUAUGCAUAACGUUGUAAUGUGAUGCUGAACACUUAGGUAUUUGUCAGGAAUCACAGUGUUCUGAUCUUAAUGCUAUUGCAGGGGCUAAAAAGCUGCAGCUUACUUCUGUUCCAGAAGGUUGUGACUUAACCAUAGUUUAAGGGAAGGAAAAGGAAUAGGCUUUUCAUUUUGAAAAUUUCCACCACUUACUGUGCUUUAUAUGCUUAGAUGCAUUGCCUUAAGUUUUCUGCAGCAUCUUUAAAGAUAAGAUUCUCAACAGUAUGCAUCAAAUUACUUUUCAUAUAAAGUUCCAUUGUCAAAAGAAAUCCUUUUGUAUGCAAUAAAUAAAAUGUUAGACUGGUAUCAU